This is a messenger RNA of Candida dubliniensis CD36, 1212 nucleotides long. RefSeq lists its product as uncharacterized. Bases 1 to 1212 code for a protein of 403 amino acids. NCBI's taxonomy places the organism in Eukaryota, Fungi, Ascomycota, Pichiomycetes, Serinales, Debaryomycetaceae. The record is from RefSeq and is a predicted model, not a curated record. The transcript has a single exon.
AUGGUGGAACAUGAAAGCAUUGCAAGACAUUAUCGAACUAGAAAUGAGCUACUACAGCUUUUGCAUGAGGACAAAAACCGAACAAGUUUAAUUAGAUUGGCAGUUUUACAAAUUGUGACUAACAACCAUUUCAAGUAUGGAACAGACAUUAAUACACCUAGACGAACUCGUAGUGGAAAACUGCGACCCGAUACUGUUACUGAAAAAGACAAUAAAGGGAAAACAGUGAAUACUAAAUCGGACAGUGAACAGGCUCGUGAAUAUGAAGUCACCUUAAACAAAUUGAAAUUAGAACAUACAACUACAUCAAAACUACAAGAAGCAAAGAUUCAAUCGCUUAAAGAGGAAAAUGCAAAGUUGAAGAUGCAAUUAAAAAACAACAGUUCAAAGAACAACGCUAGCAUUAACACCUCAUUUAGCAGCAUUUUCACCUCAUCCAAAACCCGCUCUUCAAUAUUUACAACAAGAAAUGUUAAGUCAAGUUCAAGUUCCGUGUCUAAAAUUGGAGUUAGAUCAAAGUCAAAUACUGAAAACUCACCAGUAUCUUUUACAUUGAACAAACCUAUUUUUGAACCUGCUUCAACUCCUGUUAAAAAAUCUAAAUUGACUUUCCCAAAAUCCUUAAAAUCUAUAAAUCAGCUUUCACCUUCGCAGACCUACACAGAAGCGACAACCACUUCAACAAGUGGUGUACCAAGCAGCAGUGCUGUUCCGUCGUCACCAACAAGACCCAGCAGUUUAACAGCAAGUACACCAUCCAAGUACAUAUCUGCCUUUGAUAAGUCAGAUAAUUCAUCAUCUCCGGAAUUUUCACCUAACAGAAGUCAAAACAACACAAAAAACCUGGAAAAUGAUGCAGAUAAUUCCGAGAGCGUCGAGACUGGUGGUUUUGUUAGUGCAAACACUAGUGUUGGGAGCUCUGACAACGAGAGCUCUGGUGAUCCGAAGAAAAAAGUCAAAACCACAAGAAAAUUGCAAUUAGCAAAGUCUGCCAAAAUGGAGAGAGCCCGAAAUGUUAGUAACGAUAAAAAAAAUAAUGGUAAACUUGCCCAUGGUUUGGAUGAUGAUGAAUUAAAUCCGUUGAAAUAUUACGAGGACUCUAAUUUCAAAGACAUUGGCUUAAGCCCGCCUACAAAAAGAAAGCACAAUGAACUUGACAAUACAAAAAAACUAAAAGUUAGAAAAAAGAAGAACAUAUUUAGUAUCGAUUAA